Molecule: messenger RNA, 588 nt
Organism: Monoraphidium neglectum
Lineage: Eukaryota; Viridiplantae; Chlorophyta; Chlorophyceae; Sphaeropleales; Selenastraceae
Exons: 4
Coding region: 1-588 (195 amino acids)
Cellular component (GO): nucleolus
Source: RefSeq, a predicted model, not a curated record
AUGGGGCGGUUCGACAACUGGGAGCCAGCGCAGGAGUCCAAGGAGCUAGGGGACCCUGUAGACCUGCGCGGUGCCGCGCUCGGCCCCAAGGGGUACAAGGUCAACCCCAUAAAGACCAGCCGGAAACGCAAAAUAGAGGAGCCGCAGGACGAUGUGAUGGAGGAGCAGCAGCAGCAGCAGCCCGAGGCGAUGGACGCGGACGGCGGCGCGGGCGCGGCGGCGGCGCCGGGCGCCAAGCGGCAGCGGGUGGAGGGCGAGCCGUACCGCACGGUUUCUGGCAAGGUGUGGAAGGGGCCAGGGACCAAGGCCGGCACUUACAAGUCCGCCAUCGUGGGCACGACCUGGGAGAAGAAGAUGGCUGCGAAGGCCACCAAGAAGGUGCUGUCGGAGCAGAAGGCGAUCGCGGUCGGCGCGCUCAAGGCCAAGCGCAAGGCCAAGGCGCAGCAGCGGGAGGCGGCGAAGAUCCGCAAGAAGGAGAACCAGGCCAAGAGCGUGGUCGUGCAAAAGAUUACCAACGCGGCGACUGUCAAGAAGAUGAUGAAGAGCAAGAAGCAGCGGAAGCUGCUCAAGACCGCGGACACGAACUAG